AUGCCGGCGCGGCCACGGAGCGACACAGGUGUGUGUGACCUUGUGGCAGCCCUCCCCUCCCAGAUCCAGCCCCAUGUGACCCGGCAGGACUGCACCUUCCUACAGAGCAUGCUCACAGAAGGGGGUCUGCUGUCUCUGUUCAAGAUUCAUGAGAGGCUGAAUCAGUUCCAGCACCAGAGUCCUUCCCCAGUCCUGGUCUUUGCUGGAGCUCUGGCCUAUGAGCUGUCCCGGGACCUCCAGAGCCAAGCUGACAGAGAGGAGGUCAAAGAGCUGUCCGAACUUCUCGCCAACCCCCACAUCAAGCGUCUGCUCUCUGUCCACGACGCUGUGGCACAGAAACGCUUUGGACCCGUCCUGCCUCCUCUUCCCAAAGACCUGGAUGAAGAGCGAGACUCUGUGAAGAUCAUCCAACUGGUCAAGGACAUGGAGCCACUCGGCGCUACGGUCCGCCGGGACCAGGGGACCGGGGCCCUCGUGGUGGCGCGGAUCAUGAGAGGAGGGGCCGCAGACCGCAGCGGUCUGAUCCACGAGGGAGAUGAGCUGCUGGAGGUGAAUGGGGUGCUGAUGGAGGAUAAGGAGCUAGAAGACAUUGCUCCCCUUGUGGUGCAGUCCCGGGGGGCCAUAACGAUUAAAGUGGUCCCAGGCAUGAAAGAGGACACGGCGGCCCUGGAGAAGGAGCUGAGUGUCCGGGCCCUGUUUGACUACGAGCCCCAGGAGGACCCAGCCAUCCCGUGUAAAGGGGCGGGGCUCGCCUUCAGGAAGGGGGACGUCCUCCGGGUGGUGAACUGGGAGGAGCCAGUCUGGUGGCAGGCCAGGCUCCACAGCAGUGCUAACCUCAGGGCAGGCCUGGUCCCCUCCAAACUGCUCCAGCAGGGUUAUUCCUGCUUCGUGUGCUCAGAGCAGGUCAAAGGUGACUCCCACAGGAACACCUGCUCCUACCUCAGCCAGGUGCCCCCUGCAAGUGCCCUGCUCGCCUCAGAGGAAGGAGGAGAAGCAGAUUAUGGAGCGAUAAGUGGCAUCCACAUUGCUGGCCAAAGGAGGAGCUUCCGCCUCAGCAAGUGGAACUGGAGGGUGGGGCUUUGCGAAUGUGGGAGGAGCAAGGCCUAUGACCUGGGUGAACCGCCCACCUAUGAGGAGGUAGUUCCCUACCAGAGACAGCCCAAUGCCCCACACAGACUGGUGCUCCUGGUCGGACCCAGGGGAGUUGGUGUCAGUGAAAUGAAAAGGAGGCUGCUAAUCUCUGACCCCGAGCACUUCGGUGUAACCGUUCCAUACACCACCAGAGCCAGGAGGAGCCAGGAGACGGAUGGGUUGGAGUAUAAGUUUGUUUCCAAAAUGCAGUUUGAGGCCUUCAUCAUUGACGACAAGUUCAUUGAGCAUGGAGAGUACAGGGGGAAUUACUAUGGGACCAGCCUGGAUUCGGUCCGCUCCAUCCUGCAGGAGAACAAGAUGUGCCUGCUGGAUGUCUCCCCUCAUAGGAUACAGCGUUUACGGACGGGCAAGUUCAAGCCGUACGUGGUAUUUGUGAAGCCCCCUCCGAUCGAGCAACUGCGACUAAGUCGGAGGAACGCGAAGGUCCCCUACAGACUGGAUGGAAAGGGCUUGGCUGAGCCAUUCACGGAGGAAGACUUCCAGGAGAUGACUGACUCUGCCCAAGCCAUGGAGAAGAAGUAUGGCCACCUGUUUGAGAAGAUCAUUAUAAAUGAGGACCUGGCCACUGCCUUCAGAGAGCUCAGCUUGGCUCUGAAAAGGCUGGAGACAGAGACUCAGUGGAUCCCCAAGUCCUGGGGGUGCCCCUAA
This is a messenger RNA of Conger conger (European conger), 1800 nucleotides long. Its product is annotated as MAGUK p55 subfamily member 7-like. Lineage: Eukaryota; Metazoa; Chordata; Actinopteri; Anguilliformes; Congridae. Gene Ontology annotation, molecular function: protein binding. The transcript is spliced from 17 exons. Gene Ontology annotation, cellular component: plasma membrane; cell-cell junction. Gene Ontology annotation, biological process: protein localization to adherens junction. Bases 1 to 1800 code for a protein of 599 amino acids. The record is from RefSeq and is a predicted model, not a curated record.